GCUGACGCUUCUUCCAUUUAACUCUGAACCAAAGCACCAGUUGAUACACAAAGUUACAGUCCUUCGUUUUAACUUCACAACAGUUUGCGUAGUCAUGUCUUUCUGUUCGUUCUCCGGAGGGGAGAUUUAUAAAGAUCAUUUUGAGACUGGCAUGUAUGUUUGUGCUGAAUGUGGACAUGAGCUGUUCUCCAGCAGAUCCAAAUUUGAGCAUUCAUCACCCUGGCCAGCCUUCACAGAAACCAUCCAUGAAAACAGUUUGUCUAAACAUGAGGAGAGAUGGGGCGCUUACAAGGUUAAAUGUGGUAAGUGUGGAAAUGGUCUUGGCCAUGAGUUUGUGAAUGACGGACCCAAGCGCGGCCUCUCACGCUUCUGAAUAUUCAGCAGCUCUCUGAAGUUCAUUCCUAAAGUCAAGAAUGAGCAGCAGUAGAGCCAGAUGGCUGGAUAAGCAUGUGAGGAUGUUUCAGUAAGAGCAUAUGGAGAAGCUUGGAUGUGUUUACCGUGUGGAUGGUGAAUGAAACACUCUGAUGAAAAGCCCACAGAGGAGCGUUCAGAGUGAUGAUGUGUAAAACAGCCUCAUGGGAAACACGAAGAAGCUUUCUCCCAAUAACUGCUACUACCAAUCAAUACGCACAACUAUGCCAGAUCAAAUCUUUUAUACUAUGCACCAUAUACACUACCGUUCAAAAGUUUGGGGUCAUUAAGAUUUUUAAAAUGUUUUUAAUAAAAGUCUCAUUUGCUCACCAA
Rhinichthys klamathensis goyatoka is the source of this 744-nucleotide messenger RNA. It is a transcript of the gene msrb1a, whose product is annotated as methionine sulfoxide reductase B1a. The transcript has 4 exons. The record is from RefSeq and is a predicted model, not a curated record. Gene Ontology annotation, molecular function: peptide-methionine (R)-S-oxide reductase activity. Lineage: Eukaryota; Metazoa; Chordata; Actinopteri; Cypriniformes; Leuciscidae.